This is a messenger RNA of Macrobrachium nipponense, 2924 nucleotides long. RefSeq lists its product as uncharacterized. The coding region runs from base 84 to 1547 and encodes 487 amino acids. The transcript has 11 exons. NCBI's taxonomy places the organism in Eukaryota, Metazoa, Arthropoda, Malacostraca, Decapoda, Palaemonidae. The record is from RefSeq and is a predicted model, not a curated record.
GAAUAGCUGGAGAGGUCAGUACGUCGAUACACCUGCUUGCUGAUACCUGAUAACCUUUCGUCUACUUGGUGUGAGAAGGACCCAUGGACGGGAAUUCGAUGUUCAGAAUUUGGCAGUGUCUUAUUUUAGCUACCCUGGCAGUGGGUGGUUCUUGUGUGAUGUUCGCAAAUUCUCUCUCACGAGUGGGACGUUUGGAUGGCAACGUCACUGCAACCGUCAAGGCUGACCGUGGGGUACUUUCUUGCAUAAUGACCUGCAGCGAUCUGAACGCUGCUGUUAGCGACAGGUGCAGAGCUUUCAAUUUUCACAAACCAGGAGCCACCUGCGAGAUCUUGUCGUCGGCCCUUUGCGAUGGCAGCGAUAACAAGACCCUCAUCACCACUGACUCUUCUUGGAGAUACUACGACUUAACCAACGAUCUGGAUGAGGACAAUGCAGUGACCUUCAAAGACAAACCUGUGUGCACAGAGUUCGGGAAAUGUUCUGGCAAAUGCAGCCGCCAAAUCAAUCAAAGCUGCACUCACGACGAGCAAUGUUUACAAGUGGCUGAGACGACCCAAUGUACGGCAGUUGGAAGUUCUCCUGGGAUUUGUAAAUGUGAAGGCAGCUACUGGGCCUACAACUCUUCCCUCUGCCUCCCCGAAAUAAGCUUCAAAUCCUUGAAGACAGACUGGCUGUGGAAGAUGAUCGUCAACAGUAUGUGUGAGGUGAAGGUCACAUUAACGAUUUCAGCACCUUUACAGUUAAGGCUUCAAAUUGGGGCUGAUUACUACACCGGCUCCAGUUACUAUGGAAUACACCUGGGAUAUCCGAACACUUCAAGCUCCCUGAUCGUCAGAGAUGGGUCUUCAGUACAAGUGGUUUUGACACCAGGACUACUCAGCGGCCAACCCCAGAACUUCACAAUCAAAUGGUGCAGUGCAGCGAUCAGGUUUGGCAAAGAAGGCGAAGCUCCCUUCCUGUCCUGGACCGAUACUACUCCCAUAACCCCUAUACGAGGAAUGGGGUUCUAUACCACUGGUUACGCGAGUUACAUUUUCCAACAAAAUCUUGUUGAUCCGUACUACCCAUACAGUCAAGAAAGAGGAGAAAUACGCACAAACGGGUACCAUUGGCAUACCGUGAGGAUUACGCCAGAUGGAAGCCCCGUUAACAGCAUUACUGAUUUCACUUUCAAAUGCAAAACGUUAUACGGUUUCACGGUUAGACUGGGAAAAUUUGACGGUGGAUACAGCUACCAGAUACAAAUCGGUAGAAACUAUAAUAAUCAGUCGGCUAUAUAUAGCCAGCGUCAUAACCAAGAUGUCCAAGUUGUCACUUCCUCAGGCAUCCUCAGCAGCUCUGUGUACAGGGAUUUCUGGAUCAAAUUCGUAGGACGAACGAUUACAUUCGGUCGUGUUGGUUAUUCUGCAACGUUGAACUGGAGCGAGUCCAUCGACUUCAGCCUGACCCACAUUAGCCUUUAUUCAUGGCGUAACCAGUAUGGGUACUUCAGCACGGAUUCCUUCCCCCAGUUUCACGACUAUCCGCACGGGGCUUACGUCUAACCAACUCAGAACUGCUCUGAAAGGCACCUUAUGACCACAGGUAUCUAUUUCCCUUUAAUGACAAUGACUUCAUUGGAAUAUGAUUAUCUUCAUGAGGAUUGGGAGUAAUAGGGUUCGUACUCAAAGCAGUCUAUUGACUUGGUACAGUAUUACUCGAUUUUUCACUUGAGCAACUUAAGUGUUGGAUGAAUAAUGAUGUUUCCUACAGAAUGACCUCAGACCUUGGGAAUUUGUUAAUUAUGCCAAAGUGUACACUCUCUCUCCCUCUCACGCAAACCUAAUGAUUAAUCCCACCUACAAGAUACAUAUGAGGUAAAGAAUUCGUGUGAAGAGUGCUCUGAGCAAUAGAAAACGUCUGUGCUUGUCAAAAAAUGAUGGCCCCUAAUUCCAAAGAAAACAUUACGGCAUUCUAUGCUCCUCAGCUGCAUCCAGACUGCCUUCUCCCUCGUUCAAGCAAGAUGAUAAUGGUACUGAGUUAUCACGAAGGUUGUUAUUUCCGGGGACGAAGUUGGAAUGACUCAUGCUGCUGUUGCCCCAAUAAAUAUUACUACAUAUUCAGUUAUAAUAAACGAGAAAGAAGGACUCUUUUUCACUACAAUCAUAAUCAACCAAGAAGAAAAUCGUGGAAUCUCUGAGCAACCGCUAUUAUAAAUUGAUCAAAACUACUUAUUUCAGGAAGAUCAUAAAUCAGAAAAAGAAAAUGUCACUUCACAGUAGUUAUUUGAAAAGUGACAUGUCAAGGAAAUCAAAGAUGUGUGAUAAGUGAAACAGUAUCUGCCUUCUGCCAUGUUGAAGAUGAAUUAAUAACUACUAUAUUUUCCCUGCUUGUUUGUGAAUUAGGGCCAUCAUUGUUUGCGUGGAGCAUGUUUUAAUAUGGUAGCCAUCGUGAACAUCUCACCUUGACUGUAUUGAAUGAAAUAUAAGCAUCCAGUACCCUUGACAUUUAUUCACCUUCAAUUAUUCUAACUAUUAACUCAAAUUAUCUUCCUCGCCUGAGUCGUUCUCAUUGCCCUCUCUCUCUCUCCAAAGUGGUUUGUUUGUAAGGUGCUUUUACGUUGCAUGGAACCAGUGCUUAUUCAGCAACGGGACCAACGGCUUUACGUGACUUCUGAACCACAUCGAGAGUGAACUUCUAUCACCAGAAAUACACAUCUCUCACUCCCGCGACACCGAGGUGGGAAGCUAAUACCAUACCAACCACGCCGCUGAGGCGCUAAAGUGGUGGACAGGCACGCCGAGUCUUUCUCACUGGUCUUGCACUGAGAACGAAUGGCUUUUUUGGAGAUAGUUAACAUCGGUGUUGCUUUGGCCUGUUAUCUACACCGUCAAAAUAUCUACAACGCACAAAUUCAAUUUUGGCUUGUUAUCUACGGUCAA